Molecule: messenger RNA, 1242 nt
Organism: Branchiostoma floridae (Florida lancelet)
Lineage: Eukaryota; Metazoa; Chordata; Leptocardii; Amphioxiformes; Branchiostomatidae
Exons: 4
Coding region: 35-841 (268 amino acids)
Source: RefSeq, a predicted model, not a curated record
GCUAUAGUACUUACCAUUCUCGAUAUUUGUAAAUAUGCAUGAGACCUGUGCAAUGAUUUCAACAUGCCAAGCCACCCCCAAUUUCAUCCGUCCGCCGUCGUCACCGACUCACCGCCCGCAGUCUGCCACCUUGCUCUUGUCGUGUACACUUGGAUUUCUUGCUUGCUUUGUUGUUUGCCAAUUCUUGUUUGCGGGAGAAGGAGUUUUGUCGGAACACAUGGAUCGUAAGCGAAAGGCAGACGACAUGGCCACUGAGGAAACAGGAGGGAAAAACUUCAAAAGGACAGCAACGGACUCCCCUCCCAUGUCACGCUCACCUCACAACAAGCGCUAUCCGAUGGACGCUGUCAUCACAAUCGGAAAUGUGGUGCUGAAGGGAUACCACCACUUCCAGCGUAAGCCACUGCCCGGGUUGGAUAUGGAUGUUGUCAGGGAGUACGACAACCCGUACGACAGGAAUGCCUACAUCGUGCGGAUGCCCCAGCUCGGCAACAUCCCUGCCGACAUGCGGGACGUGGUGACAGACGCCAGACGCGGCACGACUGUCAGGUCCAUCGCCGGACAAGACGUCGGGAGGCUGCCGGCAGGUCUGGCGAAAGUCCUCGCCGAGUUGGACAGGGAUGGCGUCUUGUGUGGACCCACAUGCUGUGCGGCAACUGCACCUCCGUGCCAGUCGUUCCCGCCCUGGCCUGUUCCACAUUCCCGCGGUGGGGGCGCCGUCAUUCCAGCGGACGUGUACCUCGUGGUGGACGCUCGGGACAAGGAUGACAUCGUGGGGCAGUUGAGGGAGGCCAUUGACCGCCACAUGAGCGCGGUCAAGACCGUCAUCACGAUCCGCUAAACACGCUAUUUAUCAUGUUUAUGUGAUCAAUAAAGAACGCGUUGUAAGAAAUUUGCGUCUCAAGUUUAUCAUGCUGUUCUUCUUUAUUCAGGUACCGUUACAUUCCAUAGACAGUUUACGUCCUUAUCGCCGUAUGUCAGAUAGAAACACACAUCUUAAAACUUAUAUUUUAAACAGGUCAGCGCAAUCAAUGAAACACGAUGUGCUAAAGACAAACGUAAACAGAUUUCUCAUCGUGCCAUGCCAGCACUUCCUGGUUUUCGGCCGCCAUCUUGGCCGCCAUCUUGGUUUGGGGUCAAACUCGGGGGGUCAUGAAAAGUGCGCAUGCGCGUAAAUGACGCCAUGACCCGGAGCUCACGCUGAUUGGCUGAAGAAAGGUUACUAAAACUGGUUACCUUUCC